Molecule: messenger RNA, 1713 nt
Organism: Budorcas taxicolor (takin)
Lineage: Eukaryota; Metazoa; Chordata; Mammalia; Artiodactyla; Bovidae
Gene: IQANK1
Product: IQ motif and ankyrin repeat containing 1
Exons: 13
Coding region: 1-1713 (570 amino acids)
Biological process (GO): regulation of barbed-end actin filament capping
Cellular component (GO): cytoplasm; nucleus
Molecular function (GO): protein binding
Source: RefSeq, a predicted model, not a curated record
AUGAGCAGUAAGAAGGGGGCACUCAGAGCUGCGCCAGGGAAGUCCUUCCCUAGAGCCAAGCCACGGGCCCCUGCCGGGAAACCCGGAGAGAGCCGCCAGCCUCAGAAGGAGACCCGCCCGCAGGCCACGGGGCGCGCAACCCCCGAGCGCCCGGAGGCCCCUGCAGGGCCAACCGCGGAGGACCGAGCAGCCACCGUCAUCCAGUGUGCCUUCCGGAAACUCCUGGCGAGAAAGGAACUGGCCCGCCGUCAGCAGGAGCACCAGGACUACCAGGAGCUGAUGGAGAAGCUGCAGAGGGAGGCCUUCGUGGCCCAUGUUCGGCGCGAGCAGGAGGCGGCCCGGCGGCGGCAGGAAGAAGCGGCUGCGGCCGAGCGGAGGCGGCAGGAGGAGCGGCUGCGCGGGGCGCGCCUGCUGGAGGCGGCCUUCGACGGGAACCUGGGCGAGAUCCAGGCGGUCCUGCGGGAGGUGGACGAGCUGCUGACCCGCGAGGGCAUGGGUUGCGACGCGGCGGGAAUGGCGCGGCGGCUGCAGCGGCGCUUGGCCCUGGUGGACUUUGAGGACAGUGGCGGGAACACGCCACUGUCCGAGGCGGCGGCAGGCGGGCAGUCCCUGGCCAUCCAGCUGCUGGCCGAGCAGGGCGCCAGUCCCAACAGCAAGGGCGCCUUCGGCCGGACCCCGCUGUACCGAGCGGCCUUUGGGGGCCACCUGGAAGCCGUGGAGGUGCUUCUGAAGCUCGGAGCUGACCCCCGGGUAUAUGCGGACGACGGGAGCACACCCGAGCAGGUGGCCUCGCUGGACACGGUGGUCAGUGUGCUGCAGUCGUGGGACCUGAGCCUCACAGACGCCAUGCUCCAGAACAUGGAGGCAGAGCGGGAGCGCCGGGCCCAGGAGGCCGCGCGUCACAAGGAGGCGGAGGCCCAACGCAUGAACCUCAAAGUACAGCAGCUGGCCAAGGAUCAGCAGCAAUGUCACCAACAGCUGCAGCAGGCCUACUGUGAGCUCAACCGGAGAAUCGCGGAGCACGACCAGUGCGAGCAGAGGGGCACAGGCCUGGCCGCGCUCACGCUGCAGGGCAUCAAGGAUGCAGAGGAGCAAGUGGACAGGCUCCAGCAGGAGGCCCAGAAGGCAGAGGAGGCGCUGGCCCUGGCCAGGCUGGAGCUGCGGGAGCAGACCCAGGAGGCGGAGGAGGAGGUGCCCGGGCUAAAGUGCCAGGUCAGCGAGCUCCACGACGUGCUGAUGAAGGACGUGGGUGACCGAAUCCGCGCAGACGGCAGGUGGCCUCUUGUUAUUGACCCUUCAGGCCAGGCGGCCACCUUCCUGCGCUACCAGGACACCAACUACGUGGACGCCGUGAACCCUGACCACCUGCGGCCGGAGAGGAUCCGGCUGGCGCUGCUGGGGGCGCUCAGGUUCGGGAAGCCGCUGGUGUUUGACUUGCAUGAGGUGGAUCUGUUCCCAGCCGUGCAGCAGCAGCUGGAGGCGGUGCAGCCAGGCCUGGUGCAGGAGCUGCUGGGCCACGGGCUGCUGGAGCAGGAGAGGUACCUGUCGCUGCUGCGGCCGACCGAUGGGCCCGAGUACGGCCCCAACCAGUUCCAGGAGGCGCGCCUGCAGCACUUCCGCCUCUUCUUUGUCACCAAGGUUCGGUGGCCGCCGGCAGAGCAGCUGCAGGUCCUCCUGCCUGUGCGCGUGCAGCUGCCGGGCGGGAGCCUCUAG